Mercenaria mercenaria is the source of this 1447-nucleotide messenger RNA. Its product is annotated as calponin homology domain-containing protein DDB_G0272472-like. The record is from RefSeq and is a predicted model, not a curated record. Bases 314 to 1447 code for a protein of 377 amino acids. Lineage: Eukaryota; Metazoa; Mollusca; Bivalvia; Venerida; Veneridae. The transcript is spliced from 2 exons. Gene Ontology annotation, molecular function: zinc ion binding; nucleic acid binding.
UUACAGUUGAUUGAUAUUUGAUAAGGCUAAGGUAUUGUUACAGCCUACUGUCACUGUACUUUGUUGAUUGUUGCCUAUGCAACCUUGAUUGACACAUAGUACUGUUGCGCAACUUAGUGUUUUAUUUUAGUGAGGACGUUUUGUGUAGUAUAUACGUAGAGUAUAGUAUUUUGUUUUGGCUUCAGUGGUAACUGUAGAGCCUUAGUGUAAACUAGUGUAGUCUAGUAUUCCCUCACGAUUGUUUAUUUAGUGUCUCAGGUUGUUAUAGUAGCUGUUGUACUGUAGUGUUAUAUAGUGUUAACGUAGUGUAAUCAUGACUAGUGUAGUAGAGCUAACGAAGGUAGGAAAAGAGUUAGGUUAUGAAGGAGAGGAGUUACGUAACUUUGUUAAGGAAGAGCAGGCUAGGGAACGUGAGGAAAGACAUAGUAGAUUAGAAGCAGAGAAAGAUAGAUUAGAGUUAGAAGUUAGGUUGCAGAAGGAAAAGAUAGAAUAUGAACGACGUAGUAGCUUAGAGGCUGAGAAGGAAAAGUUAGAGUUAGAACGUAAGUUAGAACUAGAUAAGUUAGAAAUGGAAAAGGAGAAGUUAAUGUUAGCUAGGAAGUUAGAAACAGAAAAGGAGGAAGCAGAAAGUAGGAAAUUAGAAACAGAGCAUAAGUUUAAGACAGACUUAGAAAAGAUGAGUAAGAAAAAGGUAAAGGUUAAGAUGUCUCCCUUUGAUGAGAAAAUUGAUUCCAUGGAUGCGUACUUGAAUGUGUACGAAACGUACGCUGUUGCGCAGGAUUGGGAUAAAGAGAUAUGGUCACUUAACUUACCGUUCCUUCUAAAGGGUACGGCAAGAGAGGUUUUUGAUAGGCUUCCGUUGGAAGAUAGGAAGGAUUAUGAUAAACUGAAAGCCGCUUUGCUACGUCAGUUCGAACUCACUGACGAUGGCUAUAAGAAAAAGUUUAGAACUGAGAGGCCUCGGGAUAAUGAGACCUUUGUGAUGUUUCUAGCCAGAAUAAGUAGAUAUUUAGAUGGUUGGCUUAGAUUGAGUAAGGUAGAUAAAACGUACGAAGGAUUGUUAGAUUUUAUUCUUAGGGACCAAUUUUUAGAUGUAUGUAAUAGAGAACUAUACCAGAAUUUGAGUAGUAAGAAGUUAGUUAAAGCUAAGGAUGUAGCAGAAGAUGCAGAUUUGUUUGCAAAGACUCGAGGAGGUCCCAAGUAUGUCGUGAAUCGAACCAAUAAGGACCGGAGCUAUAAACCAUAUGAAAUACCUCAGAGACAGUAUCCUAGUAGUCGUAAUGUAGGCACUAGUAAUAGAGGUAGUAGCAAUGUUGCUAAUAGAGGUAGAGGUUUUCAACCCUUUGGUGUACUGAAGUGUUAUAAGUGUGGUCGAAUAGGGCAUAGUUCAUAUUACUGUAGGAUGGAAAGUACGGCGGUAACAGUGCUAAUGCAGCAGCAGAGUUAG